Molecule: messenger RNA, 2552 nt
Organism: Ogataea polymorpha
Lineage: Eukaryota; Fungi; Ascomycota; Pichiomycetes; Pichiales; Pichiaceae
Exons: 1
Coding region: 1-720 (239 amino acids)
Molecular function (GO): nucleic acid binding
Source: RefSeq, a predicted model, not a curated record
AUGGGAUUGGGAGCUCCAAGGACCAAGCAGCGGUUUGGGUUGGACCCCAGAAAUACAAACUGGUCGAAUGAUUUUUCGCGGUUUGGACACAGGCAUCUGGAGAAAUACGGCUGGAAACCCGGCCAGGGUCUUGGGCUGACCAACAAUGCGACUACCUCGCAUAUCAAGGUGGUAAUCAAGCAUGAUAAUACCGGGCUGGGAGCGUCGCUUGCGCGCAAGUCAGCGAAAAAGGACGAGUUUGACAGUGGCGAGUGUACAGGGCUGGACGUUUUUCAGCGGCUUCUGGGGCGACUGAACGGCAAGGGGGCCGAGGUAAAUGAGCAGAUGGACGAGUUGCAGCGUAACCGGAUUAUCAACGGACGAUGGGGGAUCAACUUUGUGCGGGGAGACGUACUGAAGAGCACGUGGGACGCGAAGGAGGGGAAAAUGCGGGAAGGACGGAAAGACAAGAAGGACAAGAAGGACAAGAAGGACAAGAAGGAUAAGAAGAAGAAAGAUAAAAAGCACAAAGACAAGAAGCACAGAGACAAGGAGAAAUCGCGCAAACGGAAGAGAGAGGAUGCCGAGGUUACGCGCGAGUCGAUGCUGGCGCCACGCGACCGCAGCGAGACGCCGCCGGUGCCAAGCGGCCGCAUGGCUCUCCGACAGAAGUGGAUCCAGCAGAAGCGGCUUGCAGUGGUGGACAGCAAGGCGUUGCAAGAGAUCUUCAUGGUGAAAUAGAAUCGCAUAGCAUCAGAGCGCAAUUUAAAACAUAAUGUAUAUUGAAAGCACUAGAUAAGGAUGUAGGAGAGUCCGCCCAAGAAGAAGGUGGAGAACAAGGAGAGCAGGCCCAGUUGUGGAGCCGACAAUGGGACAGCGUUGACGCCUGCGCCGGCAGAGGACGACGAGGAGCUGGAGCUGCUAGAGCCGGAGCCGGAGCUGGAGCCGGAACUAGAGCCGGAGCCAGAUGCAGGGGAGGAGUUUGAGGAGCCAGUGGCCGAUGGUGAGGCCGAGGCAGAGCUCAAUAAGGAAGAGCAGCUGGAUGCGGUCGAACCGUUGGAGUUGAGCGAGGCGGAGCCGCUGAAGUCACAGGCCGACGAGUUGGAGUCCUGUUCCUCGUAAUAUUUGUUGAGCAGGAACGAAAGCUUGUCCUUGGCUGAGCAGUACGAGUAUGCGCCGUAGGUGCCGUUACUGCCGCUGCUGGAGAUUUCAGAACAGUCGGUGAGGUCGCAGAUAAUACCAAAGAAGUCGCCGUAGUCGUCGGAGUCGACGUCGUCGGAAACAACACAUCUGAGCGACGACUCGAGACAGUCGCACACGGCCUCGUUUGGAGUUGGAGGAAGGUCUGUGGAUGCCUCCCAGUUGCUCUGACUGGUUGGACAGCUCAAUUCUGUGGCCGACUGCGAUGCAGCAGAGGCAGACGCCGUGGUAGGGCUAAUUUUCGCAAGCUCGCUCUUGAGGUUAGUGUAGUCGCCCAAAGUCGAGACAGCAUUGUCUUUGAUGGAAACGAGGCCGUAGUCGUUCUCUUCCUGGAAGUACAUGUACACGAUACCGCCGGACCAAACGUCUGUCAUUUCAUCGGAGUAGAUAGCCUGCACCUCUGUGAACUCACGUGGCUUGACGCUGUUGCAACCGUACUCUGAGAAAAAGAUCGGGAUCGUCAAAUUUGAAAACUCCUUCGUUCUGGCCUCGUAGCCGGAGCUCGAGAACGUGGCAUUUCCACACCACUCGUACAUGUUGAUACCGUAAAAGUCUGCCUUGACGUCGUCGUCUCCGCAGGAGAAGUAGUCCGCAGAAGGAACUCUGGUUUUGGAAUCGUCGUUGGCCGAGUAGCCAAUCGGAAUGUCUCUGUAGUUGUUGUCCUUCAUGUACUGCUUCAUGUCUCUAAUGGCGGCCUUGACGAACGGAGCAGCGUCGGUGUUGGUCCUGUUGGUGAUAACCUCAUUACCUGCAAAAAAGCCGAGCACGUUGUCGUAGCUUUGGAACAUAUCGAUCACCGUGGCAUACCUGUUGUACAGAUCAACAGUCCAGGAUGGACUGGUGGUCUCGAUCGACUCGUUUGGGGUCGAGAGAUCGGAGAUGACAUAGAUUCCAGCAUCCUCGAGCAGAGACAUGCAUCCGUCAUGGUCCUUGGAGGCAUCGACUGCAUACACCCGGAUAACGUUGAUUCCCAGAUUCUGUAGGUACGGGAUGUCUCGCUUGCACGACUCUUCGUCAGCGAGCGGGUCGACGUAGGUUGCGUCGUCGGUAGCAUUUUCUGUGUUCUUCUGGUACGCGACACCUUUCACAUAGAAUUGGGACCCGUUGUUCGAAUAGAAGAACUUGUUGGACACCACGUCAAUGGUAGGCAGAGCCAGCGUGGUGGAGAGCAGGCCCGUGAGCGAGAGGAUAGAUUUUAGCUGCAUUUUUCAGGCCGGAAAAAACGAGUGAAUUUGUAGCAGAGAAUAUAAACCGUCGAGCUACUACCAUAUAUAAAUGGCAAACGAGGCACGGCAGGCUUGUUUCCCGAGUAAACAAACAAUGAUAGUACCACCGUGUAUCAGAACAUUCUGUCGUUUCUUUUAAAGUCUAGA